AAGAACACGUACUCGACAACAAGAUCGCAUUCACUCCAAAGGAUUGACUCGGGUGAGAUUUCUUCUUUGCCCUUCAACUCUUUCAGUCAGCUGCUGAAGCCCUAACCCUAACCCAUUCCAUUUCUCUCUCUCCUCCCUCACCCUCUCUCUCUCUCUGUCUAAAACAAAUCAAUUCAAUCUCUCAUCUCGUCUCUCUGGUUGCCUUCAACUCUUUCAGUCAGCUGCUGAAGCCCUAACCCUAACCCAUUCCAUUUCUCUCUCUCCUCCCUCACCCUCUCUCUCUCUGUCUAAAACAAAUCAAUUCAAUCUCUCUGUGUCUGUCUCUCUGGUUGCCCUCAGUCUCUCUCUCAUCUCAUCUAAUAUUCGAGGGGAUGGAUUUGUUGCCUAAUAACCCUGAGUUUCUAUCUCAUUUUACCAUUGAAAAUUCAGGGGAAGCAUCAACAAACCAAGAUACUGCACUCCAAAGCAGCACCAAUACGAUUGCGAAUUCUUAUAUUUACGCAAUUGAGAAUUCUGGUUUGGACCAUUUCAGCGAGCUCCCAAAAGCCGUUAUCGAGUCUAUUCUUUCUCUCCUCCCCAUUAGAGACGCAAUCCAGGUAUCCCUCUUAUCUCGCAAAUGGAGACACGCCUGGGCUUCAAUCCCUUGCUUGAAUAUAGACAAUUAUUCUCUGGAGCAUGUAAGCAAAGUGUAUCAUGGAGAUCCUCGCACUUUUACCAGGUUUUUGCGGCUCAUGAAACGAUUCUUCUUGUUUCGCUGUGAACCAGUCCAGAGAUGUAAGAUAGAGGUUGACCUCCAGCAAUGGGGGUUUCUGUUAGAUCUGUGGAUCAAUUACUUUAAAGAGAGAGGAUUACCCGAACUCGUUCUAGGGCAUUUUGGGGGCUCUUUUUAUGGAGGGUUGUAUCAGGUGCCUUGCUCUGUAUUUGAUUGUGGUUCAUUGAAGUUGUUGAAGAUAACCAAUUGCAGGCUUGAGCUUCCAUCUAGCUUUAAUGGCUUUCCCCAUAUUGAAACUGUCGAGUUCAAAAACUGUGAUCUUGCCGAUAACCUGCUUCAAGGUAUUGCUUCCAAUUCUCCGCGACUUGAGACCUUAACACUCUAUUAUUCUAAAUUGGGGUCUUUGUUCACGUUCAAUGCGUUCAAGGGCGUUAAAGCGCUGGAGUUUGUGUGUUGCAGAAUUGAUGACAACAAAAUGAGUGGUAUGCUAUUGAAUUCUGCUCUCUUAGAAUACCUAUCAAUGGAUUUUGUUGGGGAUCAUAGUGAUCGUGAGCCUUGUCAUCCCAAUCUUCAAAGCUUCUACUUCAAAGAUGAUCAUGGUGUCUUCACCUUUCAUUUUAAGAAGACCCCAUGUCUUGCGGAUGCUUCGACUACCCUCAAUAAUCUUGUAGAUCUGGGGAAUGGCAUUGAGUUCAAUAUUCUCAAAGGCAAUCUAGUUGGCCAGAAAACACUUUCCUUGGGAUCCCUUGUUAUAAGGAAGGUGGUUCUAGAUGAUCUCCCUGAGAGGUUGCUUGGGGCAUUUCAUAAUUUAAGCAAGCUAUGCUUGGGUGUUCUUCCAAUUGAUGUGAGGGACUGUGAUGUCACCUCCAUAUUGCUCAAGAAUUCUCCCUAUAUGAAGGAUCUCUCAAUUGUGCAUGACAUGUAUAUGGACACUGAAGAUUAUCCUGAAGAUGAUUAUUGGGACACUCAAGGACCUUUCAACUGCCUGAUGCAUCACCUUACAACCAUCCAUAUUUCUCUCUCAUGGGUAAAGGGUACUCAUGAUAUGAAAUUUGUGAAGUUCUUGCUCAUGAAUGCACAUGUCUUAAGGAAGAUGACAAUCAAAUUUGGAAAAUCUAGAUCUUUUCAGAAGAAAAAGGAGUGUAUUAAAAAAGAUUUGGCACUAGUUAAGCUGGUGUCUUCGCAUGUGGAUCUUAUUUUCUCUUAAAAUGUUAAAGACAGUGACUUAUAUGAAGAUGUAUAUAUUGUGUGGCAUGACUAUGCUAAUAAAUUGUAUCAUUCCAUGCAAUUCAUGGUGCUUGUACCACACUAUUGUCUUUAGGAGCCGUUUGUAACCUGAAAAUCCAUUACGUGACAAUAGGGAAAUAUGACAUUUCCACUAUUUGGAUACACUUUAAUAAUAAGGAAAUGGAAAGAGAUUACAUGACAUUACCCGAGAUUUUCCAAAAAGUCACGUAAUCCAUUAAGCGCUUAAGCGCGGUGAGAAGUGAAAAAUCUAUUACGCGUUUAAUGGGUAAUCUUUGAAAAUCUUUCGCGUGCGUCUCUCUGCCCUAUACCCGGCUUAAAAAAAAUAUUUCACUAGUGUAUGUUGUAUUGUAUAAUUAUUAAGGUAAGUAGAAAAAGAAAGUAAGGGAUAUGAAAAUUGAUUUGAACAUAUGUACGAACUUAAUAAGCAACAACUUUCUAUUGCAAUCAUAAUAAAAAAUAUUUCUACAUCCCUCUAUCCGCAAUUUGGAUGGUAGCCCUCAUCUUACUCUUAUAUAAAACAAAAAAAAAUCUAUAUCCCUCUAUCCCCAAUUUGGAUUGUAGGCCUCAUCGUACUCUAAUAUAAAAACAAAUUUUUUUAAUAAUGGGCAAGUGAAAGUAGGGGAAAUCUAAAUUGAUUUGAACAGGUAUAGAACUUGAUGAAAAAAUUUCUAUAUCCCUCUAUACCCAAUUUGGAUUGUAACCCUCAUUUGAAGUAUCGGCUCAUAUAAAAAUAAUAAUUGGUAAUCGAUGAGAAAUUACACAACACAAUCAUAAUAAAAAUUUUCACACAACAUA
Messenger RNA from Amborella trichopoda, 2755 nucleotides. RefSeq names its product F-box/FBD/LRR-repeat protein At1g78750. Lineage: Eukaryota; Viridiplantae; Streptophyta; Magnoliopsida; Amborellales; Amborellaceae. The record is from RefSeq and is a predicted model, not a curated record. Gene Ontology annotation, molecular function: protein binding.